GAACCGAGCAGAGGGGAGCUCAUUUUCAGAGCGCAUGAUUGUGUUAGAAGGGCUUCAGUAGACUGUCAGAGGAAAAGAUAGACAGAGCAAAGACAUUUCAACCACGCCUUUAAAAGUAAAUAAGUAAAUAAUCCUCAAAAGAGACUGUGUUAGGAUUUUACUUGAGUUUGUCAAAGGGGAUUUGGUUUUUAUGUUUAUCUCUAGGAGGAGGGACUCCGAGCAGCACUGAGGUUCCUCUGCCCUCUUCUCCCAGUGCGUAAAACAAAACUUUAACACACCAAGACGAUCAUUUGAGAGGACUGAGAGCUCAGAAAAUCUCCUCUAUACUCCCCGGGAAUUGUAAAGCUCACACCGGACGCUCACUGGAGGAGGAUAUAUAACUUUUCAACGCAUUUUGUGGAGACACACGGAGGUGGAUUUGUCUAAAGGAGAGCGGAGGGAUCCUCUUCGCUGAGCCGGGAGGAACGCGCGCAGCUCCGGGUAGCAGACUGACCCAAAGGACUGCCGCUUAGAGAAAAAGGUUAUGACGGAACUGAGCUGAACAUGGAGCUUUUUUGGAUUUUGUUAUUUUCUAGUUUCUAUCCUCAUGCCUCUGGCCAAGGAGUUUACGCUCAAGCCAACGCCCAGAUCGUGCACUCAGGCGCAGCGUGUAACGUCAAGGAUGAUAACAUCAGUGAGAGAAUCUACACCAUCAAAGAAGGAGACACACUAGUGCUUCAAUGUAUCGUUAAAGGACACCCACGACCACAGGUGCGGUGGACAAAGACUGCAGGCAGUGCAUCAGACAAGUUCCAAGAAACAUCAAUCUACAACGAGACGCUGCGCAUUGAGGGCAUCCAGAGGGUGCAGGGGGGUCGCUACUACUGCAAGGCCGACAACGGGGUGGGGGUGGCUGCCAUCAAGUCCAUCCGCGUAGAUGUGCAGUACCUUGACAUACCUGUUCUCACGGUGCACCAGACCAUCAGCGAUGUGCGGGGCAGUUACUACCAGGAGAAGACUGUGUUCCUGCGCUGCACCGUCAACUCCAACCCUCCCGCACGUUUUAUCUGGAAACGUGGGAACAUGCUCAUUGAACAGAGCAAGGACAAUGGAGUAGACAUCUAUGAACCGCUUUACACUCAGGGUGAGACCAAGGUACUCAAGCUGAAAAACCUCAGACCCAAGGACUUUGCCGAUUACACGUGCCAGGUGUCAGUACGCAAUGUGUGUAGCAUCGAAGACAAGUCAGUCACCUUCAGGCUGACAAAUGCCACAUCUCCCCCAAUAAUCCGGCUGUCAGUGAACGACACGGUGGUGGUGGACCCCGGGCAGGAUGUGCUCCUAACCUGUGAGGUGACGGCAGGUUUCCCCCUCCCCACCCUGAGGUGGUCGCCCCUUCCCCUCAGCGCACAAGUUCGAGGGCCAACGCUCAAUCUGCGGGCGGUCACACCGACCGACGCUGGUUUCUACAACUGUACGGCUUACAACAACGUGGGCAACCAGGCCCGCAAGAACGUCAAUCUGGUUGUCAGGACAAUGAGUAACCUGACCUUCCAGAUAACACCAGACUCCAACAAGGACAGCGAGACCAUCCAGAUGGGUCGGGACCUCAAGCUGUCGUGCCAUGUUGAUGCCACCCCACAGGACAAGGUCAACUACACCUGGUACAAGAACGGUGCACCUGUUUUCAACUCGGAUAGCCUGAUCUUGUUGCGCAGUGACCCAGACAUGGCACCCGGCACCAGUAGCUUGGAGAUUGUUGACAUGAAGUUCAGAGACUUGGCUACCUACAGCUGUGUGGCGAACUUCCCCGGCAGCAGGGUGCCAGAGCUGCGUGUGGAUGUCAACAUCUCUCAGAACAGUGUCUCUCCUCCAGUGUUGGCUCUUCCACCAGGAGGUCAGGUGGUGAACGUUCGGGAGGGAGGUAACAUCGACCUGGUGUGCUUGGUGGUAGAAGGCAAACCCCGUCCACCUAUACUGUGGUCACGGAUGGAAAAAGACCUGCUAAUGUCGUCAGGGGCAACCACGAUGGAGACACUUGAUGGCCGCUUGAUGCUAAGGAAUGUGAGCCGGGACAUGAUGGGGGCGUACCGCUGCCAGACUGCUCCGUACAAUGGACUUAACAUCAAACGCAGGGAGGCACAGGUCCAACUCAAUGUGCAGUAUCCUCCCAUACUGGACCCAGGCGACCCGGAUGUGCGUUCAAGGAACUAUCAGAUGGUGACCCUGAGGUGUACGGUGAUUCGCUCAUUCCCGACACGCCUUAUAGACAUCCGCUGGUUCCGUAAUGGCGAAAUAAUCCGCAUGCCCAUGCCAGACACUAAGGAGAAGCCAGAGCUGAAGUUUAAGCUGGACCCCACCAACAACGGCUCGUAUGAGUGUCGAGUCACCAAUAGUGCAGGGACAUCAACAUGUGCAUUUAAUGUCUCUGCACAACCCUACAAUGCUGAGUUUUACUUCGACACACCCAACCCAGUGCGAAUUCAAAAAGGAAACAACUAUUCCUACAACCUGCAGUGGACACAGAGAGAUCCUGAGGCCACGGAUCGUAUCAUAGGUUACUGGAUUAAUGUUCGAAAGAACAAGCAGAAUGUGCUCUCAAAGCAGAUAGACCUCAAGGGCAAGGAGCCAGAGAAGGGUGUGCUGCUGUCCCACACCAUAUCAGACCUGAGGAUCCCUCUGUCCUACGAGGUCCGACUGGCACCCAUCACCACCUACAGCACCGGGGAGUACGCCAGUCGCAUCAUACAGUACUCAGAGCCCUACACCUACCCAAGACCUUCAGACCAUGUGUGUGGUUUUGAGGAUCAGAGGAUCUGUGGUUUCUCUCAAGACCGGAGUGAUGUCUUCGACUGGACGAGACAAAAUCACCUAUCCCAGAAUCCCAAGCGAUCUGCCAAUACCGGACCCGAUACUGACCGCAGUGGAACCAAGGAAGGGUACUACAUGUACAUUGAAGCAUCACGGCCGCGCACUGAAGGGGACAAGGCUCGUCUGCUUUCUCCACUUUUUAAUGUGACCUCAGUCAGAGGCCCCAAGGGCUCCGGCAGAGUCCCAUACUGUGUUGCUUUCUACUACCACAUGAAGGGCAAGCAUAUUGGCUCCCUCAAUGUGCUUCUGAGAGUGAGAAGCAUUGCCUCUGUGGACUCGGUGGCCUGGUCGAAGUCUGGUCACCAGGGCCCGGACUGGAGGAGAGCAUUCUUUGACAUCAGCCCCAGUGGACCCUUUCAGAUUGUGUUCGAGGGAAUUCGAGGCCCGAGUUUCGAGGGGGAUAUUGCCAUUGACGACGUGUCUAUCACCAUCGGGAAGUGCAAGCAGGACACUGUAUCCAGCGCAGGUAAGACAGUUCUGAUUGGUGGAUCACGCUCACUCCCAUUGGCCAGGUGGCUGACCUUCGGCCUCUCCUGCUUCCUGUUGCUACUCUACAGAUGAUGAUCACUUCCUGCGACACCCCCUGUCUGUAGUGACAGACACUGCCCUGACUCACGCUCUUAUACUUCUCUCUCUACCCUUCUCCCUGUCCUUUCCUCCACAUACAUGAGUCUUUGUCUAGUUUCUCCUCCUCUGCUUUCUUUGAACCUUUCCCCCCAGACACUCAGUAUAACCAACUGUUGUGCAUACUGUAUUUAAGGUGAACAUACUAUAUUAUUAUGAUAUUUGACGGUUACAAUUCACCUUCUCUCCUUUGUCUCUCUAUUAAUCUGAUUAGAAUCACUUUAUCCAUGUCAUCCGUGUCACUUUGUCACCUUUACCUCUCCUUCAUCAACCCUUUUAUCAUCCAUACAUGCUCCCUUUCAUGUAUCUCCCCUCCCUCAAACCGCAAUCCUCAACGGCCCCUCUCACCCUAUUCCCCAGACACACCAAAGUGUCGGACACUCUACCAAAGAUGACAAAGGACCUGAGGGAAUAAAACGAAGGAACAGGAUUCCAGGAAGAAAGUGUAAGAGAGAGAAAAAGAGGGUAAAGCCUUCUUAUUCACAAGACUGUCUCCCAUCGAUCCCAAACUCUGGGACAUUGGGAGCUAACGAAUGAUAAAGGGACGGGCUAAGAGAAAGAAACUGAUGAUUGAAUGAAUACAUAAAUGAAUGCUGAGAAAAGGACAAGCCAGAAACAGAGGAAAUAGAAGUGUGCUCCUGGUAGCCUCUCUGCUUGCCCUCCGCUUGCCACAAGAGAUGAACCUCAGCGCGGAUUAUACGUGUACAUUUAUCUCUAUAUAUAUAUUAAAUAUAACAAAGUUUAAACUUAAACACAACUAGGACAGUGGAGGACUUUACAAAGUGAAAUUAAAGAAGCACAAUGUUUAUACAACCUCUGCUGUACCUUUGGGUUUUAUUCUACUUAUUAUGUGAUGUUGCAAUUUGUCAGACCUAUUCAAUGUUUUUGAUAUUUUGCUUUUUUUUGUUCUUUGGUUCAUGGCGUAACGAAGGGUCAAAGGGAAUGGGUAAUAACGUAUUAUAUUAAUAUUUAUGAGAAGAUGAUUCGUGAUCGAGGACCAGAAUUGAGCACGAGGAGGGAAAAGCAAGGAUGACCCAAGCCAACUGGAUUGGAAACCUCAACUUGUAUUGGCACGUACUGAACACACACAAAGACACACACAGACACUUUGUCCUUUCUGACAUCACAGCCAGGCCCUCAGCUCACCCUCUGCCUCAAAACAUGUCUCCUCUAUGGAUGAAACAAAAAGAAAACCACAGUUGAUAGAUGCAACCUUCACGUUUCUGCACCCUAACCAUGAACUUCGCAUCACUGGACAUCAUUACUGGUCAUGUCCGGAUUGAUGAGCCACAACUGAAAAGCUGGACAUGUUAUUUCUCAUGAAAUGGAAAACAAGGUGUCGUAGAAGAGGGCCACAAAGAGCUUAGAGUGAGUUCAGUUGAAUAUUUCUUUCUCCACAGGUAAUUGAAUGUUAUGUAUGAAUUUCCCGUGCAGUGAAAAAAACUGUCAGAUUGUUAGCAGCAAGGAUUGCAUAUCAGAUUUUCUGUUUUGUUUAAUUAAUGUCUGUAGUUCAAACUGUUUUUCAUAAUAACAUAGAUAUGAUGGUUAAAGUUAAGCAAUACUCAUAUCGAUAGAUCUGUAUACAAACCUUUAUGAUUGCAUUUGAGAUGACAGUUCAGAAGGGAAGGGGUUGUUUUCUAAAUACAAUUGUAGUCAUCAUUCAUAAAGUUCAAUAAAGAAGAUGUAGCUAUUGUAAUCAUAUUGAUAGUAUUUUUUCAAUGUACUCCAUUACGCUUGAACCUAUCUCAAGAAAGCUCCAAAUUCACAUGUUACGCUUUUGCAGUAAGUGAUCUACUUGUUAUGCUGAUCUUCUUCAUUACCAUGUACAUCACAUGUGAAUCAAUCAUGAACACCAUAUGUACUUUUGUCUAUGUUAUUUCAAAUUGAUUUGAUCACUUUUUUGGUUGCUUUUUCUUAAUUGUGGUUGUUACAAAUUGUAUUGUUGGCUUUACAAUCAUAAGUAGUGCAGAACAUACAUAAAUGACGUGCCUAAUAGAUUGUUCCACUUUGGUGUGAGUAGCAAUUUCUUUGUUAAGCUGGCACUGGUGGCUACUGUACAGUAUGAGUAUAACUGUAUCAAUGACUACUCAGUCACUCAAUGCUGCGUAAGGCAUGUUGGAUUAACCUGUGAAGCUCAGUGUCAGUGGUGUAUUAUAUGAACUUGGGAGCCCUCUGAAACCUGCAGACUCUCAAUAAUCCUGUACAUUAGCUCCAUCUCCAUUUAUUUUACAUCUCAUGGCAGGUUGCAAAUGAAUGUUACAACCACUUAAGUGAAUUUGAGUGACAUGCUUUCCUGUCAAUGUAGCUUUGUCAUGCUGCAAUCAUAUACUGUAAAGUUAUGCUGAAAAUAUUUUAAACCUUUUAAAAUAUUUGUUGUAUUUAAAUGAGCUUAAGUUUAACUUUUAGAAAUGUCAUGAAGCAUUAAUGUGCAUGGCAUUUUCAUUGUGCUUACUGUCAAAGUGUUCUUCAUAUUUCCUCAUAUUUCAAUGGCAGUGGUAACAGAGACUGAUUACUUCUGUCAUUUUUGCAUUUGGACAUGCGACAGCUGCAAAUUAACUGACAGAAUACUGUGGAAACCUCAGAUGUAUUGUCUGAAACAUUGUUAUAUUUUCAAAAUGAAAAGAAACACACUUUGAGGGGACAACUUUAAGCUCAAGUUCAAAGUGAAAGAAGACAUUUAUUCAUUUCACCUACCUGAGAUCACAAUAUCAAGGCAUGACAUACAGAUGUGCAGAUAAUCUAACCAAUAUGUUAUUAUCAUAAUGUUGCCUGGUGAAGCAACACAUUGUCACUUUACCAAUGGUUUAUGUCAAGUUGGGAAACUAACUGUUACCUGUGUUCAUCUACUCCGAUAUAAUGUUUUUUUUUGCACAAAUGAAUCAUCAAAAUGCUUCUAUUCUGGCAAACUACAGUCCACUCUGAGGCAUCAUAAGCACUGCGUAUUUCCCAGGUGAUGACUACCCAAAGGGAAGUUUAAAGAUAAUCAAGCAAUCAUCCUUUUUUGGGUUUUGAUAUCAAGCAUUUAAAUGCUUUUGAAAUUGCCAUUACAUAAUAUUUAGAGUGUAAGCACACCUGUAGCAACACUAACAUGUGCCCAUAUGGUAUCUAGGAUACAUACAAUGUGAGGCUUUCAUAUAUCUAAAAUCAUCGCAUAUAGUUCAAUUGACAUUAUUAUUUCAGUACAAGAUAAUCAUGUGCUUCAUUUGUUUCAAAAAAACAUCCGUCAAUAAAAUAAAAAUGAACAGCAAAGAAAAGCUUCUGUCAAUAAUAAUAUUAUCUGUCCGGGGGUCAAAUGCUUUGGUAGCAAACAAACAUCUUAAACAUGCGGAUCGUCAUACAGUACAGUGCUGAAACUAAGAGCAAUGAGAUGUGUAGCACAGCUGUUAGUUAGCAUACAACAGACAUGUAAUACAUCUGUAUUGGAGAAGAGGUUCAAGGUAUCAAAACAUAUCUGUGUUACCAUAUUGAAUCCAAGUCAACUUCACAAAAAUAUUUUCCUGUGGCUUUUAACCAGCAUACAUAGUGUGAUGGAACAACGCUGUAUGAUUGCUGGUUAGGUUGAAAGCACCUACAGAUUGUACAUGAUUUUACUUCUAGUUUGUAAUUGUUUUAUAAAAUCAGACCAAAGACAAGACAACUAGCUAAAAGUGUACCACAUCAAUUAGUGCUGGAAAUUAACAAAUUCAUUUGUCUCUUUUCUGGUAGAUAACACAAUGCAUCUACUUAAAAUCUCAAGAGAAGUAUUUUCCAAAAUGUAACAUCUAAAGGGUAUUUAUAUUCCUUAUUUUCUUAUAAAGAAUACACUUGUUUGAGUCAUUUACAUUAGAGCAACUUUUCCACUUCCUGUACAUGCUCAUCAUCUGUUUACUGAGCCCCAGUAGAGUUACACUUGUACGACAAACUGACUGUUAAUUAUCCACUUACUGUUUACCAUCUGUACUAUCUUGAACUGAUUGGAGUUGACGUCCAAGAGACUGUACGGACCUACUCAGCCUCUAUUCCCUCCUUGACUGCAAAAGCUGCCAAAACAGAGAGGAACAGUUUGGCAAUAGAACCACAUUUCCUUCUGGCAACACAAAUAGAUAAAGGUUCAAUAGUGAUUUUUCUGGUUUGUGGGAAAUAAGAUAAUGUGAAACAAUCAGUGUCUGAGUGCUGGCAACAGUCCUGGCUUCCCUGUUAUGUUACGUAAUCUCAUGAGUGUUUUGCGACCCUGUUUUACAGACUGCAAUGACCUUUUUCACAAAACGCUGCGUGUGACCCUUGCCCUGUCUUCCCAAAAACAGGUGAAAAGCAAAACAUUUCAAAAUAUUUGUUGGAUUGAUAUUGUUUUGUAAACUUCUCCUUCUGAUCAAAUUAUGGGACAAAAAAAGUAACUGACUUCUAUUUUUUUGACACAUGACAGUGUGGUAUUUCAACAAGCAGCUUCAAAAUGAUGAGCCUUAAUACCUUAUAUUACUUGUUUAGGCCUUAUCUGACUAUUGUAAUUCACUGUGACAAGCAUUGUCUUCGCAUUAAGUACGUUUUGGGAAUCAGUGCAUGGGUCACAGUAGUUGUCCACAUGCUGAGUGUCAGGUCGACAGCAUAGCCUUCAUCGGUCUGUGUUUCAAUCCAUUUUUGGAACAGAAGAUUUGAAAUGCACCUUUAAUGUGUAAAAAAGGGAGAGGGGUAUCAAACAGUGCUGGGUGUUGUAUAUUGCUGUCAUGUACUAAAGUAUUUUGGAGGAAAGUAUAUUUGAAAUAUGAUUCUGAAAGGUAUAAAUAAACGUCAA
This is a messenger RNA of Gymnodraco acuticeps, 8242 nucleotides long. RefSeq names its product MAM domain-containing glycosylphosphatidylinositol anchor protein 1. Bases 544 to 3411 code for a protein of 955 amino acids. Lineage: Eukaryota; Metazoa; Chordata; Actinopteri; Perciformes; Bathydraconidae. Gene Ontology annotation, biological process: synapse organization; homophilic cell-cell adhesion. The transcript is spliced from 18 exons. Gene Ontology annotation, molecular function: protein binding; axon guidance receptor activity. The record is from RefSeq and is a predicted model, not a curated record. Gene Ontology annotation, cellular component: plasma membrane; axon; neuronal cell body.